AGGAGGGGGAGGGGUGUUUUAUUUUAAAGUGUUGGUGUUACAUGGCUGCCUCUGACUGGUCACAAUAAUGUUUAUAUUUACUGUAGAAAUUCGGCUGUAAAAUUUGUGCCACGACGUGUUAGUUCAAAGGACGUUCCCUUUUCUUCCAUAGUCCUAUUUCUUGUAGUGUAACUUUUAGAUGUGGAGAAAUUAAGUGCUGGGAAAAUGGCUCAGUGCAAGGCAACCCCCUAUGAAUUUGUUCAAAAUGCAUUCUCACCCUUGUUUGCUGUACUCAGCAGCCCUAUGGCAGAACAAGUCUGUCGUAAAAAUAACCUGUCUUUUAUUGAGAUGGUACAACCUUUCUGUCGGCUGACAUCAGAAGUCCACUUCCGUGAUCCUUUGGGUGCAAAUGUCGCUGUGAAGAAUUUACGUGUUUGUUUGCAAGAUGUCCAUUCACGUCCACCGCAACCAACUCUUGCUAGAAAAUUUUUAAAUGAGUCAGUUUCAAAUGCAAUUAAUGAUAACACCACUUCUCUUACAUUUGGGGAUCAAAAAAUUGAUGUUCCUUCCUCUACACCAUGGUUUGAAGCCUGGCGAGAGACAUUUUUACAAGUCCAGUUCCCUGCAGAUCAUGAAUUUACCAAACACUACCUUGGUUGUGUUGCUGUUAUAUCCUCUGCGGAGCCCUCUCCAUUAGAUGCCAUGCGAGGAAUACGACAACAACUUCAAAGUCUACAAGCAGUUGCUCCAGGAAAACUGCCCAAGUGGAUGGCUACACCCUCCCCUCCACUAAUUUGUCAUCUCAUAAUUCAUGAUGUUAAUGAGGGUGAUGCAGCUAAGGCAGAGGCUUCUUUCACUGCACUCAAGGCUGAAUAUGGGGCAAAUAAUUGCUUUCUUUUAAAUAUAAACUCACGACCUCCUGGUCAACAUGAAGAGACAAGCCAUUUGCCAGAUCCGUGGAGUCAAUUCGUCAGCCGACAUUCGGAAGCCCCUGAAACCCACGAGUAUGAUAAUAGCCCCAGAACUCCAGCAGAGAUGAGUGGUGUCACAGGAAUGCCCAAUAGAGUAUCCACAGAUGAUACGGAAGUGGGACAAGAAGCUGGCCAGGAGAUUCCUGAGGAGCAAUCUAUUGAAUCAGGAGCUUCCUCCCCUGUUGCUGUUAUGCAACACCCUUUAAGCCCCCAAGAAGAUGGAUAUCUUCUACCUGGUUCAGAAAAUGGAGCACCAGCUAAUAUGUAUGGUAAUGCACCAAUCAACACCAAUGUCUGGGCAGGAAUUUCAUCCAAUGCUACUCCUGUAACUUCUCCUUUGGGAAGCAAUCAUUUGUUACCUCAUGGGGCUUGUCUUACAACACCUGAUCUAGAUCGAAUCAGAGGUUUCAUUCAUGACAUGUGCUCCCAUGCUCUGCUACCACAUGUGGAAAAGCAAAUUCAACAACUUCAUGAUCAAAUUUCAAACAAGAAGAGUGUUAGCCGAUCCCUUUUGGGUGCCACAAAACGAUGGUUUGGUACAAAUAAACCAGGUGCUCCUAAUUCAAGUGUUCCUUCAAAUGCUGUUAUUUAUUCUGGUGACGCACCUGAAUUGCAACUACGAAGAAUGGGUGAUUUAUGUUUUAUGUUUCGCCACUAUAAAUUUGCUUUUGAAGCUUACCACUCAGCAAAACGUGAUUUUGCUGCUGAUGGAGCGUGGUUAUAUUAUGCAGGAGCGUUAGAAAUGGCAGCCUUAUCCACUUUUAUGAUGGGUGAAGGUGGCCGUAAAGCCCAAGAAUACUGUGAAGAAGCAAUUCUUACCUACCUAAACACCUGUCGCCUGCAGCAAUUUGCCACCAGAAGCACCCUUCUGAGCACAGAAUGUUUGAAGAGUAGAGCUCAGUACACAGAUGCUGCUAAGCAGCUGCUCCGUAUGACAAGUGAAGAUUCUGAUUUAAGAUCAGCAUUACUACUUGAACAGGCUGCAUUCUGUUAUUUACAGGCAUCGAAGCCACCAAUGCUUCGUAAGUUUUCCUUUCAUAUGGUCCUAGCUGGACAUAGAUUCAAUAAAGCUGGUCAAAGGAAGCAUUCUUUGCGAUGCUAUCAACAAGCAUAUCAGAUUUACAAAGGAAAGGGAUGGAAUUUGGCUGAAGAUCAUAUCCAUUUUACCAUCGGUAGGCAAGCUGCCUAUCUUCGCUUGACCGAUAUGUCUGCUCAGGCCUUUGGAAGACUAUUUAACCCUGCUAGUAAACAGUCACCCCCACAGCAGGCAGCAUUUUUACGAGAAUAUUUCCAAAUAUACCAACAACUGCCCCAGGAAGCUGGAGUUCUACCAACAUUACCCAUACCCUUACUUAAAAGCUCCUCCAUAGCAGUUCUCAUGGGCCCCUUACCCCCACCUGUUGAUAAGCAGCAUGGUCCCAUAAUUUUUGCAUCAAGACUUGACUUUGUUGAUGACACACCUGAUGAAGCAAGCUCCUGGUCACAAUUGGAAGAAAGGCUUCUUACAGAGGCUCAAGGAUCUGCACAACUGAUUUUUAAGCCAAUAGCAGCUCUUUUCACAAAUCAUACUGAUAACAGUAAAAAGCCUCUUGCAGUCUUGGGAGAGCCAGUUUCUGUCUCAGUCAUAGUUCAGAACCCAACAGGUGUUCCCCUUCCUUUGUCAACUGUUCAUUUACUGUGGUCGUUCAAAGUUGCAUCAGACCCACCCAAUGAAAUAUGGGUUGAAAAUGAAAUAACUUUAAGCAAAGAAAACCGGGGUCUCGUAGAAACAUGUAUUCUACCUCAGUUAUUACUUGAGCCAAACUCAACAAGACAAUUGGUGUUGUCUGUUAUUCCUCUGAAACAAGGUGAAUUGCGUCUAUUAGGGAUUGCUUACCAAAUAAAUUACUCAGUACAUUCACCAGAUGCAAAUCAACCUUCUUCCAAUUCACCUCCAUUAUCAGUACAAGGGAAACAGAUGUUUUCUUUGGAGCCAAAACGUGUUUUACGUGUUGGUAAGGAACGCCCCACUCAAGAUAAUAAGGUUGUUGAAGAUAACCGUUUGAAUGUGGUAAUUGUGCCAGGAGCCCCCCAACUUCAGAUCAAAAUGAUGGGUUUGGUAUCUGAGAUGCUUUGUGGAGAGCUGCAACAAGUUCAAAUAGAGCUUACUAAUAUUGGAACUGGACCUAUUCACAACCUUCUUAUCGGAUCAACAACACCGCAGCUGUUCUCCAUCGUCAAUUUGCCACACUUAGAAAACGGACCCAAAGGUUUGCCUCAAGUUCAGAGGAUACCACUGCAGAGCCCAUUGCAACCACAACAGCAGCAUACACUAACAAUGUGGCUCAGGGCAGCAGAUACCCCGGGUACUGUUGCCCUAAAGAUGCUGUUUUAUUUUGAUAGUGGAAGCAACAGUUCUUUACCCAAGUAUCGAAUAGUGAGGCACUUUUGGCCAUUAACUGUAUUAGAAUCAGUGCAGUUCAGUGCUGAAGCAAGUCGAAGCCAGGCGUUAAAUGCCCAAGAAACUCUAAACAUCAAUACCAGAAUAAAAAAUACCAACAGAGUUCAAGAUCUCCUAUUAACAAAGAUCUCUAUAUUGCAAGUAUCAUUGGCCAGCACUUCAUGGGUUCUCAAUGCUAUUCCUGUCUCACUUUCUCAGCAAGAUACUGUUUUGAGCUCUCAAGAAUCUGUUCAAUUUCUUUUGAGAGCAAGUAAUAGCACUCAAGGAGAGCAGCCAACAUUUUCUGAUCUAAAACUGUCCUCAUCAACCUCGGAAGUUAUUGAACCUUGUGCCAACCGCCCAUAUAGGGACUUUUUGCAGAGGCUUCCCCAUGCCUCAGCAAAAUCAGUAGACAAAUCAAAUAUGACUGAAGCAGCUCUAAAUAUUUGUGUCACUUUGAUUCUGAAAUGGAAGGCUGCUGUUAUGGAUAGUGGUGGUGCUGUUCGUUCAGCAUAUGGUCAAACCCAUCUUUCUCUUACUAGACUAAAUAUUCGAGUUGCUUGUCCUCCAGUUAUUCAAAGUGUGAUUGAAAAAGGGCCUGCUGUCUUGAGAGUAUUUGGACCCGAUAGGAAUGUUCCUUCUGAGUCAGAUGUAAUAGCCAGUAAAGGUGUUAUAUCAUUAGAAACAAUGCAACAAUUAGUUACAUACAGUUUAAAACACCCUCCUCACCUUUCCCAUGAUUUCAAUAGGCAGAGAUUGUGUAUAGUGGAUGUUCAACUUAUCCUACAUAAUUGCUGUGAUUCAUCUCUCUUCUCAAAAGUCAGUCUAGCUAAUCUACCUAGUGGUAUGCCUUCAAAAAGUCAGCUUUACCUACCACAUGCAUCAUCUGUUGUACGUUGGGUUGGGCGAUUAGUUUCAAAUGUGGAACUUUCUGCUAGAUCUGCUCAUACCGUUUGCCUACGUGCUGCCAUUCCAGGACCUGGAACAUACAAUCUUGGCGCUCACCUACAAGUAUUUUGUUCAUUGUCAGGUGCCUCUGACAAAGAGGCUGUGUUACAGAGAAUGCGUCUGGAAUCUGCAAUUGUUAUUAGUGAAAAGUCAGUGGAUGGUACAAUUUCUAACAGUGGCAAUCACCCAGGUAUAGCAGUUUUGGCCUCAUCAUAAAUAUGAGCCAAUUCCCUAAAAUAUUUGUUAUUUAGUCUUGUUGAUACUCAAUAUGAAACUCAAGUCAAUGGCAGCCAGUAGGGACCAACAGCUUUAGUCAAAGUAGUGUUUAUUUAUGGUGAUUAAUUUAACUCGUGUGCAAUGGGUUUCCCUUAUCCAUCCUCCCCCCUUUUCCCUCAUGUUUUUUUUAAACGAAAAAACAUACCUUGAUAUAUCAGAAAUUGUGAUCUUAUCAAUUUGUGAUAAAUGUAACAUGUAUUUCCAUAUUUCUGAUAGUAAUAUUAUUGAAACACUUGGUGUUGAUUAUGAAUGUUGCAUGCUUUGUUAUGUGUUUUGUAUCUGUGAGAAAGGGUUACCCUCAAGCUACCCUUUAUAAUGGUGUGUUCAAGAAAGUCUUAGUCCCUAAUUGUGUAUUGUAUGUUGUAUGUGUUACUUUCUGUGAUUUUUCAAUGACACUACCAUUCACAGACUGAAAAGGCACAUAUAUUUACACAAUGUUAUGUACUUCUGAGGUUUCCACUUGUUGAUAUCCUACAAACCAUGUGAGGCCUUUUUUAACAAAGCAAUUUCAAUGUUUGUUCAUAUUUUUUUCAUAUUUUCUGCAACUUUGUUUUUGUUGAGACCUCUUGACCUCUUGCACCCCAGUGUUAUUUUAGAUACUUUUUCAUGUACCUUCUGUUUCUACAUUCAUUAUUGUUUAUGUUUUAUUACUCCUACCUGUCUUCAUUUUUGUUAGUAUUUCUCGGAUAUUAUGUUUUCCAAUAUUUUUUAUUCUGAUUGAUGUAAUCUUUUAUAGAGGCAUUAUUUUAAAGAACCAAGCUCAAUCAUUAAGUUCAAUUUCACCAAAGCUUUGUGCCUGCUUGCCUAUGCAGGUUUAUUAAAAAGAGAAAAGAAAUUAUGACAACUUAAUUAAGAACUUCCACAUUUCCAUCGAACUGUUGUAUCUUCUCCAGCCUUCAAGCUUAUUAUCUGAAAAUUAUCUAAACGUUUCAGAAGUGUUUUGUUUGAAACUACCAUUAUUCUUACUCUUUUAUUCUUAUUGUAGGAAUCCAUAGUACUGUUAUCAAUUGUUUUUAAUAGAAAGCAAUUCAUAAGUGAUAAACUGUUCUUACUGUUAGUUAUUAUUAAUAAUUUUGGCUUUCUUUACAUGUACGUACUAAGUGGGUGAAAUAUAUAUGUGUAUAUUGUCUGUUAUAA
Molecule: messenger RNA, 5730 nt
Organism: Frankliniella occidentalis (western flower thrips)
Lineage: Eukaryota; Metazoa; Arthropoda; Insecta; Thysanoptera; Thripidae
Gene: l(3)76BDm
Product: trafficking protein particle complex subunit 8
Exons: 21
Coding region: 205-4533 (1442 amino acids)
Biological process (GO): protein localization to phagophore assembly site; endoplasmic reticulum to Golgi vesicle-mediated transport
Cellular component (GO): cytoplasmic vesicle; phagophore assembly site; TRAPPIII protein complex
Source: RefSeq, a predicted model, not a curated record